CGUCAUUUUGGGACUCAGAGUAUGCAACAAGUUUUGAGGCACACGAGAGCAGAAUAGAUGGCCUCGCUCACGAUGGGUUCGGGACUCGUUGUUGAAUCGCGUGGCUUGCUUGGGCACUCCCCAGCACAACGACAAGCCUUGAAACCAUGCAUAGCUACAUUCGGCCGGAAGUGGCAUCCUAGAGCAACAGCAGCGGGUGCUUCUCGCGGAGCCCAGGACGCAUGCAUCGGCCGCUAUGCAGCAAGCUCACGGAAAAUCGUGUGCCAGGCAUCAAGCACUCCAGUACCAUACAAUAACAACAGUCCCCGCAGCCCCGAGGUGUUCUCCGCUGCCGGCAACGGUGUGUUUGUCCUCAUGCUGCUAUGCGUGCUGGUGUUCAUUGCCGAUAACCUCCUUCACCUGCCGGGCAUGAGCCUGCUGCACCUCAACCACUACAAGCCGCAGUGGUGGCAGUGGGGCACACACUUGUUUUGCCACGCCAACUUCGCACAUCUGAGCGGCAACCUGUUCAACCUCUGCGUGUUCGGCAAGAUGGUCGAGGAGACUGAGGGCGCAGUCGGCGUCUCGCUUGCCUUCUUAGUUUGCGGCAUCGGUGCUGCCAUCGCCGCGUUCUUCCUCACGCCUGCACUGGCGCACGGUCGAAUCACCGUAUCCGUUGGCGCAUCAGGCGCGAUCUUCGGCCUGUUCGCAGUGAGUGUGGCCACGCGGCUGCGCUGGAAUCUGAAGCAGCUGCUGGAGGCGGCGGUGCUGGGGCAGUUUGUGGUGCGGCAGGUGCUGGAGGAAGCCAAGAACCAGGCCACGGGGGGUCUGGUGCUGGGCGGCCUGGCUGUGAGCCACGUGGCGCACCUGGCCGGCGCGGCGGUGGGCGUGGCGCUAGUGCUGGCGCUGUCCAAGCUGCCGCCCGCAUGAGCUGGGCACAGAGGCAGUGGUGGGUCACCUACCCAUGGCAACGGUUCUGGGGUGCAACACGUGAUCGGCUAUCUGCCACUGUGCCACCCUUUACCUGUACCAGCACAUACCCAUGGCAGAGCGGCGCAGCGAGCUGGGAUGCUGGGAUUGCUUGGUGUGUGAUGGGACAGCCCAUACCCUAAGCAGACGGCAAACAGUUUGCAGCGGCAGAGCAGAAGUGCAUGGCUGGGAUUGCUUGGUGUGGCGGUGGCAGAGUAUAUAGAGCCGCACGUUUCUAGCAGGCAUUGUGGCCCGGUGGAGUGUGAUGGCCAGGCGGAGUGCGCAGGAGACCCGCAGUAGCCCCGCAGUAGCCCCGCAGGAUAGACGUGACAAGCAGCAGUUACACAGGCUUAGCAUAGUGGAAUGCGGGGCCGUUAGGGGGUGGAGAUGAUCAGCUGGUCGCAAUAGGGUAUUGCUGGAAGGCGGCGUAAAGCGCUGACAAGAUUGUAGCCCGGUAGAGUUUGGUUUGCAGUCGGGGGGAAGGGGCUGAGGUGUACGACCGGCGGCGGUGCUGCGGCAAGUGUAUGACAAAAGUAGUAGGUAAGCCAGUGGCCUGGCGGUGGUGCGGAUGGAGUGGGCCAGUGGCUGUGUGAUGGGACAGUGGCAAGGCAAGUUGAUAAAGUCCCGUAGGGUGCAGCUGAUUCCCAGAACCCAACAAAUGGCAUAUAAUUGGCAGCGGCAGGGCAAGAGUGCGCGGCUGGGCCAGUGGCUGGCAGGUCCAUCAACACCCA
This is a messenger RNA of Chlamydomonas reinhardtii, 1679 nucleotides long. RefSeq lists its product as uncharacterized. The record is from RefSeq and is a predicted model, not a curated record. Gene Ontology annotation, cellular component: membrane. Bases 73 to 909 code for a protein of 278 amino acids. NCBI's taxonomy places the organism in Eukaryota, Viridiplantae, Chlorophyta, Chlorophyceae, Chlamydomonadales, Chlamydomonadaceae. The transcript has 6 exons. Gene Ontology annotation, molecular function: serine-type endopeptidase activity.